CGUUUCUUUUUUUAAAAUAUAUGCAUUUUUUGUUGCACACACUUGUCAAGACAACUAGAAUUCAGUUGACCGUGACAUUAAUCGUCAGCUUCCUACCACCUUUGCUCAUUGUGCCGUCUCUAUUGCGCACGUCACUGUACGAGUAAAUACGCAGAUCUUAUGAUUACGUAUAUCAUCCUUUUUGUGUAUAACUUUUUAUUACCACAUUAGCACGUUUAUUAUUUACUAGCGAUUAAUAACGAAGGUUAUUAUGUUUUCUCGUUUACGAAAAAAAAAAAAAAAAAAGAAAACUAAAAACAGAAGUUACAAUUUUAUGUAAUCACAGAAUGCUUUCUCUUCUAACAAUUUAUAAAUUUAAGUCGUCAUUAUUAAACGUUACAACACACCAACAGUAAAAUUCGGACAAGAAAGAUCACUCCGAGAACUUCCGUGUUCUAAUCUAAAAAAGAAACUGCCUACCAUUUUAAUUUCGUAUUCGGAAGGUCAGAUGGCGCGCUAAUAGAUAGUUUUUUUACUUGUGUAUGAAUGAGGCAAUGCGCACGUUCUGAAUUACAUAUAUGUGUAUCAACAGUUUGGAAAAUGUCUUCCUGAAAAUAUGUUAUGGAAUUGUUACUUUAGAUCAAAACAAUCAAUGUUUUGUACUUAAAUUUUACUCAAACACGAUAUAAAUCGAUCUACAUAUUAUUAACGAAAUUUAAUAUAUAUAUACAAGUGCAUAUGCAUUCGAGGAAAUUACAUCGACGUAUUAUUGCACCAUCUAACUUUAUAGAUAUAGAAUUAAAGUCGUAGAGAGUUAAAGUUCUUAUUAUAAUUUGAGGUCCAUGGCUUCAUUACUUUAUACACAGCACAGAACUUCGUACACAGUAUAUAAUACCUAUAAAAAUAACUUAUAAAAUAGUAACGUUGAUUCAAAGAGAAAUAAUAUUCUUUGAAUAUUUUUUCUAUUAUUAUCUUUCUCUAACAGAAGCAUGGAGGAAGAAGAAUUGAUAAAUGAGAUUGCUAAAUUACGUGAGCUUUUGCAUGAGAAGGAAUCUGAGUUAGCUAAUAUAAGGCGCGCGAAACAAAUUCCACGUGACCACGGUUUGAAUAACGAUGAAAUUAGCAGAUAUAGCAGGCAAAUUUUUUUGCCAGAAAUUGGUGUAACAGGACAAAAAAAGAUAAAGGAAUCUUCAGUACUUAUCGUGGGAGUAGGUGGAUUAGGUUGUCCUUCUGCAUUAUACUUAACAUGCAGUGGUAUUGGACGUAUUGGACUUGUCGAUUAUGAUAAUAUUGAAAUUAAUAAUUUACACAGACAGGUCUUAUUCACGGAAGGAUCUAUUGGAAUGCCUAAAGUAACUGUAGCUGCAGAAUUUCUCAACAAGUUAAAUAGUUAUACAGAAGUUACUCCUUAUAAACUUCAACUGGACAGUAGCAAUGCUUUAAAAAUUAUAGAAUUGUAUGAUAUUGUAUUGGAUGCAACUGACAAUGUAGCAACGCGUUAUUUAUUAAACGAUGCGUGUGUUUUAAGUAACAAACCUUUGAUCUCAGGAUCAGCAUUGCGUUUUGAAGGACAUUUGUCUGUAUUUAAUUACAAAGGUCCUUGUUACCGAUGUAUCUUUCCUAAACCACCAUCUCCUGAAACAGUAACUAAUUGUGGUGAUGGUGGUGUACUUGGAGCAGCUGUUGGAACAAUUGGUGUUUUACAAGCAGUGGAAGCUAUUAAAGUAAUUCUUGACAUGCCUGAAACACUUUCUGGACGUUUGUUAGUAUUUGAUGGAAUUGAAACACGAUUUCGUAAUAUCAAUUUACGAACCAGAAAUCAAGAAUGUGCCAUUUGUGGAAAAAAUCCAAUUAUAAAAGAAUUAAUUGAUUAUGAACAGUUUUGUGGUGCAAAAGCAAAUGAUAAAAAUCCUAAUUUAAAUCUACUUAAAAAUGAAGAUAGAAUAACAGUUGAAACAUAUAAUCAUAUAAUAAAAUUUAACACAGAAGAUCACUUAUUAAUUGAUGUGCGUUCACCCGAAGAAUUUCAAAUUUGUCGUUUGAGAAAUUCUAUAAAUAUUCCAUUGUAUGAGAUUUACAAGGAUAACGCUACUAAGCAAAUAAAAAGUGAAAUAGACAAACAGGAUAAUGGAAAAACAAUAUCAAAAGUUUAUGUUUUAUGUAGAAGAGGAAAUGAUUCACAGAAAGCAGUAAAACACCUUCAAGAGAUAUUUAAAGAUAGUAAAUUAAACAUAAAAGACAUCAUUGGAGGAAUUCAUGCCUGGAGUAAUAAAAUCGAUUCAACAUUUCCUAUUUAUUGAUUAUUCGGCCUGAUGAAAUAUUCAAUAUUUCAUUAUGAUACAAAUGUGUAUACAUCUACGAUUAUAUAUAUAAAUCUAUAUAUAUAUAUAUAUAUGUUACAUAUGUUUGUAUAUAAUUUAUACAAGUAUUAUUUUUUCUAAAAUAGAGAUAUGCUACAAAAAAGUUACGAAAGAGAAAUUCAAUUGUAUUUCGCUAAUUCUUCUGCUGAUAAACUUGUUUCCGGAUGUCUAUAAUGGAUAUCACUUAAACUUCUUAAUUUGUCUGCUGCUUGUUCCGGAGUUAAAUCUCUUUGUACUUGCGCAAGUAAUUCAUAUCCAACCAUGUGCUUUUUUAUCGUAGCUGAACGUAAUAACGGAGGUAGAUAAAUUCCAUGAAACGUCCAAUAUGGAUAAUCUUGUUUUAGAUAUUCACCAGUUGGCGCACCUUUAAUUGUUAUAUAAUUAUUAUUUUUUAUACAAAUAAUUACGUACAAAUAUUUAUUUAAAAAGAUAAUGUAUAAUAAAAAAAGUUGACAAUGA
Messenger RNA from Vespa velutina, 2798 nucleotides. It is a transcript of the gene Uba4, whose product is annotated as adenylyltransferase and sulfurtransferase MOCS3. Gene Ontology annotation, cellular component: cytosol; cytoplasm. The record is from RefSeq and is a predicted model, not a curated record. Lineage: Eukaryota; Metazoa; Arthropoda; Insecta; Hymenoptera; Vespidae. The coding region runs from base 969 to 2279 and encodes 436 amino acids. The transcript is spliced from 5 exons. Gene Ontology annotation, molecular function: URM1 activating enzyme activity; adenylyltransferase activity; thiosulfate-cyanide sulfurtransferase activity. Gene Ontology annotation, biological process: tRNA wobble position uridine thiolation; protein urmylation.